This is a messenger RNA of Lachancea fermentati, 1032 nucleotides long. The record is from the annotation of a GenBank genome assembly. Lineage: Eukaryota; Fungi; Ascomycota; Saccharomycetes; Saccharomycetales; Saccharomycetaceae.
AUGCAAACUGUUUUCGUAUCUGGCGCUUCGGGAUUCAUUGCCCUACAUGUUGUUAACGACUUAUUGGAAAGCGGAUAUAAGGUAAUUGGUUCAGUCAGAAGUCAGCAAAAGGCAGAUCGUUUACUAAAACAGUUCAAUAAUCACAAGAACUUGUCGCUCGUAAUUGUCUCCGAUAUUGCACAACUAGGAGCCUUCGAUGAUGUCUUCGAGAAGUAUGGUGAAGAAAUCUCGAUCGUUCUUCACACUGCCUCGCCAUUCCACUUUUCUACCACAGAAUACGAAAAGGAUCUGCUAAUUCCAGCGCUCAACGGUACUAAGGGCAUCUUGGAGUCGAUCAAAAAAUACGCUGCUUCUUCUGUUGAAAGAGUCGUGGUGACGUCUUCAUACGCGGCUGUGACGGACUUUGCAGGCGACAGUGACAAAACUAAGACGUUUACAGAGGAAUCGUGGAACCCGGUUACCUGGGAAGAGGCUAAAAAGGAUCCUUAUACCGCAUACUAUGGCUCUAAGACGUUUGCCGAAAAAGCUGCUUGGGACUUUUUGAAGGAAAACAAGGAUAAGGUUAAGUUCAAAUUAACUACGGUGAAUCCCGUUUUUGUCCUCGGUCCGCAAUUGUUUGACGAAAAUGUUUCUGCCAACUUGAAUACAUCUUGCCAGUUCAUCAACGACAUAGUUCACUCCACACCAGAAACGGAGUUAGAUAAAAACCUUUUCGGAGGCUUCAUCGACGUUCGUGAUGUUUCUAAGGCACACCAGCUUGCAUUUGAAAGAGAUGACUUAAUUGGCCAAAGACUGAUCCUUUCAGAAGGAAGAUUUACUAUGCAAGAUUUCGCUGAUAUAAUAAACGAAGACUUUCCAAAACUCAAGGGCAAAAUUGCAGUCGGGAAACCUGGUUCGGGGCAAGAUCUUUUGAAAAGCAUUGCGAAAUUGGACAAUUCUAAGACUAAGAGACUCCUUGGUUUCAAAUUCAGAAGCCUACAAGAGACUGUAGAUGACACUGUAUCUCAAAUUCUAAAAGCUGAGCACAAGUAG